This is a messenger RNA of Ananas comosus (pineapple), 2247 nucleotides long. RefSeq names its product subtilisin-like protease SBT1.8. Lineage: Eukaryota; Viridiplantae; Streptophyta; Magnoliopsida; Poales; Bromeliaceae. Gene Ontology annotation, biological process: proteolysis. The coding region runs from base 1 to 2247 and encodes 748 amino acids. The record is from RefSeq and is a predicted model, not a curated record. Gene Ontology annotation, molecular function: serine-type endopeptidase activity. The transcript has 2 exons.
AUGGAGAUAAACCAAAUAAUAUCCUGUACAUUUACUCACCUCUCUUUCAUCUUCGUAUUUUUAUUCAUUUCCUCUCCGGUGUUGUCUCGUCCGAAUAUCAGCGUUCCGUCUAAUGCCAGCAUCAAUGAGUCCGAACAGUUGCGAACUUACAUAGUUCGUGUGCAACCUCCGACAGAGGUCGCUGAUGCCGGCUCUACCGAGCUUGAGAGUUGGUACAAGUCCUUCUUAUCCGAGUCUAUUUCAGACGCUGGCGAGCUGCGGUUAGUUCACUCGUACACUGAGGUCUUUGUCGGUUUUGCCGCGCAGCUCACGAAAACAGAGCUGAAUUCUAUCCAGAAGAAGGAAGGGUUCGUGCACGCAUUUCCGGUCAAGAAUCUCCGCCUUUUGACGACACGUACGCCGGCGUUUCUGGGCCUCCAACCUGGUACCGGCCUUUGGAACACCACCGCCCUCAGCCGCGGCAUCAUCAUCGGCCUACUCGAUACCGGCAUCGCCCCCACCCACCCUUCUUUCUCCGACGACGGCGUUCCGCCGCCCCCCGCCAAGUGGAAGGGCUCAUGCGCCUUCGAGACCGGCUGCAACAACAAGCUCAUCGGCGCACAAUCAUUCGUGCAAGACGAUAAGUCCCCUUUCGACGACAUCGGGCACGGAACUCAUACUGCUAGCACAGCUGCUGGAAACUUUGUACAUGGUGCGAGUGCGUUCGGACAAGCCAGCGGCACCGCGGCCGGGGUGGCCCCGCACGCACACUUGGCGAUGUACAAGGUCUGCAGCGCGUCCGGUUGCUGGACCUCGGAUAUUCUCGCCGGCUUAGAUGCCGCCGUCAAGGACGGGGUCGACGUAAUCUCCAUCUCUUUAGGCGGCGGAACCGAUAAAUUCUUCAGAGACGUGAUCGCCAUCGGCGCUUUCGGUGCUUUCGAAAAGGGCGUAUUUGUUAGCUGCGCGGCGGGUAAUGAAGGUCCGAGAGGUAAGUCGCUCUCGAACGAGGCACCAUGGUAUAUAACAGUGGGAGCGACAUCGGUCGACCGGAGCUUUGCGGCCUCAGUGCAACUUUACAACAACAAGCAGUUGUAUGAGGGCGAAUCUUUGAAUCAGUUCAAAAACUUCUCAUCCGCGCCGUUCGAGCUUGCAUACUCUUCGGAAUUCAGCAGCUGCAGUGACUUCACCGGCUUCGACAUCCGGGGAAAGCUAGUCUUAUGCGACCCCCAAGACUUACUUCCAUCAUAUGAUAUUUUUGGCGCCGUUAAGAGUGGCGGUGGCGUCGGCGUGGUGCUCGUAAAUGCAAAGGCUGCAGGGUACUCGAUUGUCACCGAUAGCUACCCCCUGCCGACAGUGCAGUUGAGUGCCGCUGCUGGCCGUGCCAUCAUAGACUACACAUUGCGAAACCAAUUGCUUGCGUCAAUCUCCUUCAACGGCACCGUUCUCGGAACUCCCUUUGCUCCCUCCGUCGCCUUUUUCUCUUCCCGCGGGCCGAACUUUCAAAACGGGAUGCUCUUGAAGCCCGACGUAGCGGCUCCGGGGCUUAACAUACUGGCCGCGUGGCCGACCCAAGCGGACGGAGGGAAUGACGGAAAGAAAACUUCCAACAUAAUCUCCGGGACUUCGAUGGCCACGCCGCAUGUCAGCGGCAUCGCCGCGCUGAUAAAGAGCGUGCACCCUGACUGGUCGCCGGCCGCCAUCAAGUCCGCUAUCAUCACCACAUCCGACGUGAAGGACAAGCAGGGGCUGCCCAUCUUCAACGAGCUUCAAACCCCGGCGAACGUCUACGAAUUGGGGGCCGGACACGUGAACCCGUCGAAAGCCGUCGACCCCGGUCUCGUCUACGACAUCGGCGCCGACGACUACGUCCGUUUUAUAUGCACAAUUUACGGAGACCACGGUGCUAACAUUAUCGUGCGCAGCCACAACGUGUCUUGCGCGGACGAGAAGCAAAUCGCGGCGGAGGAGCUGAACUUGCCGUCGAUUGUGUUCCCGAUAGGUUUGUCGCCGAGGCCGAAUGUCACGCGCACGGUGACUAACGUCGGGAAGGCGCAGUCGACCUACGCAGUUCAGUUGGAGGUUCCGGUGUCGGUGAGGGUGACGGUCACGCCGUCGACGUUGAGUCUCAGCAAGGUGAACGAGAAGAAGACGUUCCGGGUGAGCGUGGAAAUUGUAGGGGAUUUAGGCGGCUGGAAUUAUGGGCACCUGAGGUGGGUUUCGGAUGAUCACGUCGUGAGGACCCCCUUGGUUUUCGUCGAUUAUUAUUAA